This is a messenger RNA of Scleropages formosus (Asian bonytongue), 1438 nucleotides long. RefSeq names its product piggyBac transposable element-derived protein 4-like. The record is from RefSeq and is a predicted model, not a curated record. Bases 4 to 1227 code for a protein of 407 amino acids. NCBI's taxonomy places the organism in Eukaryota, Metazoa, Chordata, Actinopteri, Osteoglossiformes, Osteoglossidae. The transcript has a single exon.
CAUAUGUUUGGGGAUCUUUUACACAAUCCUUUGUAUAAGGCCACUAUGGCUGUCGGAAGAUUUGAAGAUAUUCUGCAUGUCUUGUGCUUUGAUGACAAGAAGACCAGAGCCUCUCGACGUGAAAAAGAUAAGAUGGCACCUUUCCGCUGCAUAUGGGAGCUGUUCCUGGUGAACUGCAGAAAGAGAUUUUCCCCCAGUGAUUGUGUCACUGUGGAUGAACAGCUUGUGCCAUUCAAGGGGAGGUGCAGAUUCCUACAAUACAUGCCAAGGAAGCCAGCCAAGUACGGCAUCAAAAUAUUUUGGCUUUGUGAUGCACGUGUGCCAUAUGCAAUCGAUGGGAUUGUGUACACUGGGAGGGAGCCUGGGAAAGAAAUACGGAAGAAUGUGGGGGAAAACGUUGUCCGUCAGUUGUGCAGUGGCAUCAGAAAUACAGGUCGCAGCAUCACCACGGACAAUUUUUUCACCAGUGUGGGUCUUGCAGAGAGUCUCAAGGAGUUGGGUCUCGGGCUUGUGGGGACUCUACGCCAGAACAAGGUGGAGAUCCCUCCUGUCAUGAAGCCCUCCGAAUCAAGGAAGGUCUAUAGUUCAGAAUUUGGGUUUAAUGGCAGUACGACCAUGGUGAGCUAUGUGCCAAAGAGAAAGAAGGCUGUUGUUCUCCUGAGUACUGUGCACCAUGACAAAGCGGUGGAUGAAGACAGCCAAAAAAGGAAACCAGAAAUAAUAACAUUCUACAACCAGACAAAAGGAGGUGUAGAUGUCGUGGACCAGAUGGUUCGCACAUACACGUGCAAACGAAAAACACGGCGGUGGACCAUGGUUCUGUGGUAUAAUGUCCUGGACGUAGCCACCUUGAAUGCUUACACAUUCUUCACCUCUCAGCACCCUGAGUGCUACAGGGGUGUCCCCAGUGCACGACGGCACUUCCUCAAAGAGCUCACUUUGCAACUUAUUACACCAUACAUGAAGAUUCGACUGGAAAACACUCGGGGUCUGCCUAAACAAACCGUUGAAGCAAUGGAAAGGUGUGGGGUGACAAAAUCCGAAUCUCUGCCAAUGGGGGAAAAUGAAGAGAACCAACUGAAAAAGAGGAAGAGGUGUCAUAUGUGCCCAAGUUCAAAAGAUCGGAAAACGCAAACUUACUGUAUGAAAUGCUAUGUACCUGUAUGUCGUGACCACAGGCAGAAGAAGGUGAUUUGUGUUAAGUGCAUUGAAGGGAAAACAAAAUGAUUAAUUCCAAACUGCAAGUGUUUAAAUUUUUAUGUAGCAUUGCUACAAUACUGUUCUUUAUUCACCGUGCUUUUGAAAUCUGCCGACCUGUCAAAUCUGCUGAUACAGAUAGUUAUCUAAACACCUCAUUGCAGGGAACAAUUCCAAAAUGUGUUUGCAUUUUUUAUAUAGCUUUGCUACAAUACUUUUCUUUAUUCAUUGUGCUUUCAAA